Molecule: messenger RNA, 2148 nt
Organism: Anopheles moucheti
Lineage: Eukaryota; Metazoa; Arthropoda; Insecta; Diptera; Culicidae
Product: probable cytochrome P450 28a5
Exons: 4
Coding region: 335-1849 (504 amino acids)
Molecular function (GO): monooxygenase activity; oxidoreductase activity, acting on paired donors, with incorporation or reduction of molecular oxygen; heme binding
Source: RefSeq, a predicted model, not a curated record
UUUCAGUCUACAAUAACGUACUGGGGCUGUUUGGGGGCCACCAACACAUGCCGUCUCCGACCGAAUGUAAGCAUGCAAACAAUGUGUUAUCGCCUUCGCAAGUAUUGGACAAACGCAUAGGCUGCGCAAAAUCAUAUAAAUUUCUAUGAACAAAAUAACGAGCGAGAAAUUCAAAUAGGGUCGGGAGAAUUCAAAUCCUUCGCCAACGCAGCACUGCUGCAAACCGGACCAGUUCUGAUCAGUCGAUCGUGUCGAUCGGAAGCAUUCGAUAGCAAGUGCGCGGCUUAGUGGUUAGUUCACUGUGGCAUUAGAAAACGUUUUGAUUUCUGCAAAGAUGUUGCUCAUUCUGCUCGGCACCGGGGUGGCUUUUGUCGCGCUAGUGUAUCUGUUCCUGGCGUGGGAGUUUGGAUUUUGGGAAAAGUAUGGCGUCAAGGGACCGAAACCGAGAUUACUUUUCGGCAAUAUACCGAAUCUGUUGACGAAGAAGCGACACAUCGUGUACAAUUAUGAUCAACUUUACAAUGACUACAAAAACGAACCAGUUGUCGGAUACUACAGCAUUCGAACACCACAACUGAUGGUGAAAGAUCCGGAGCUAAUCAAAGAGGUGUUGAGCAAGGGUUUCUACAAUUUUGCCGCCAACGAUUUCUCCGACACCGUCGAUGAAAAAUCCGACCCACUGUUGGCUCGCAACCCAUUCAGUUUGAGCGGGGAAAAAUGGAAAAAUCGACGGGCAGAGAUAACGCCUGGCUUUACCAAUAAUCGGAUUAAAGCCAUGGCGCAUUUGAUGGACGAAGUUUGCGAUCGUAUGACUAAAUACUUAAAAACCCAGGCCAACUCCAACUCUGGAGUAGGAACCUUGGAUGCCAAAGAGCUAAUGGCGAAGUACACCACUGAUGUAGUUGCCAGCUGCAUCUUCGCCAUUGACGCACAAUCAUUUGAAAGAGAAAAUCCGGAAAUCCGACAAAUGGGCAAGCGUAUUAUGAACUUCAACUUUGUCGUUCAACUCGCGCUGCUCAUUACGGCUUUCUGUCCGUCGGUGAAAAAUUUCUACAAGUUCACCUUCAUCCCGAAGGACACGGAAGAAUUCUUCAUUCGCAUCAUGCAGGACGCAAUCCGCUACCGCAGGGAGAACAAAAUUAACCGGACCGACUUCCUAGACCAUCUGUUGCAACUGCAGGAGCGUAAACAGAUCACGGAUAUUGACAUCGCUGGCCAUGGUGUGUCGUUCUUUGCUGACGGAUUUGAAACGUCGAGCAUUGUGCUCACGUACACUCUGUACGAUCUCGCCAAACAUUCCGCCAUUCAGCAGGAGCUACGUGAUGACAUCCGAAAGGCAAAGGAGACCGGUGGCGGAAGCAUGUCGUACGAGCAGUUAGUGGAGAUGCCCUUGUUGGAGCAAAUACUAUGCGAAACUAUGCGUAUCCAUCCGCUGAUUGCCGUCAUGGCCAAACGGUGCACCGUCGAUACUACGCUGAUUGGUCCGAAGGAUCGAAAAAUAUUCGUCAAAAAGGGUACCACGGUCGUGCUGCCGUAUUAUUCGAUUAGUUUCGAUCCGGAACAUUUCUCUGAUCCUCACAAAUACGACCCGAGUCGUUUUUCAGCUGAAAACGGGGGCAGUAAGCUAUAUCGCGAUCGUGGCGUUUACUUCCCUUUCGGUGAUGGGCCACGCAUGUGCUUGGGAAUGCGAUUUGCCCUCACACAGGUAAAAAGAGCAAUAGUGGAGAUCGUGGACCACUUUACAAUCACUGUCAACAGCAAAACGAUUGAACCGUUUGAAAUGGAUCCGGAACAGUUUAUGUUGAUGCCCAAAGGUAGCAUUUGGUUGGAUUUCAAACCUGUUGGAUGAAUUGGAAAACCUUUUCUAAAUAACAAAAUAACUAAUUCUAAAAAAAUCGCGUUACUCGUCACGAAGCACAGUUUGGAAUGGAAUUUGUAUCUGUAAUAUGAAUACGAAUAAGUACAGCAAAUAAGUUCACACGAAUGAAAAAUACACUCUAACGAUACGAACACAACUUAUCAACAGAUCAUUUUUAAAUGUAACUAAAGGUUCAACCAUUUUGCCUCACUAGGAACAAAUGAACAACGAAAAGAAAAUUGUAAAAUUAUUAAUACGAACGAACAAUAAACGAGUAAACAGCAGAUAAA